AUGUAUGGCCCCGUCCUCGGCAGCAUCUCGCUGCUGACAGCCUCGGCCUCGCUCGCCCUGAGCCAGGCUGUCUGGCAGGAGAAUCAGGUCGACACAAGGAUAUGCCAGUGGAAACAACUUCGAGCCCAUGUCAUCAGAGACACGGUCUAUCUGGACGGCGGGGAUCUGUUGUGGCAGCCGGGCCUGGCGGACGGUUCCCUAGUCAGACCCGUCAACGACGACAACCCGCUGGGUCUCAUUUACACGCUCAAUUUCAGCACCCCCUUCAACACCACCCAGAACAUAUCGGCGAUUCUCGGAGCCAUAUCCAAAACCGGCGGAGCCGCCAAUAAUCUUGCCCCAAAUUAUUUUGACGGCGCUCUUCUGGGCAACCAUGAGGAGUUCUUUCUCUACGGCGGUCUGACGCCGAAAAACAGUGCCCUCACCGACCCCCCGGGAGACACAGUGCUGCGUUAUGAACGCUAUUGGUAUGGCCCGCCGCGGGAGAACUUCAUACCAGGGUUUGUAAGCCACAACCUUGGCCCCGAUACGACCCGUUAUGUUGCUUAUGGCGGUGCCGCGAGUGCGCCGUCCGAGAAUAUGGCUUGGUACUUUUCGGGUCUGCGCUCUGCGAGCGGAGGCGUCAUCUACGAUGUCGGCGGCAGGGACCAGUCAACACAAGCCGUCAACGUGUCCAACAGAUUGAUCACAGUGGACAUGGCAAGACAGCAGAGAGAAACAUUUAGCAACGUGACACUGCCACCUGACAUUCCCGGCAGGGCGAACCCGGAGCUGGUCUGGGUCCCCGUCGGUUCCCGAGGUAUAUUGGUUGUGCUUGGCGGCGUCGUGUUUCCGGAUUUUGUCAACAUCACCUCGAAAUCCUCGAACGAGGAAGCUAGUAGAGCGCAAAGCCCUUCGUUCAUGUCCACGAUCGACAUUUACGACGUCGCGAGUGGCAAUUGGUACCGUCAGAACACGACUGGCGGCCCUGGCCAGCUCACUCGUGGAUGUGCAGUUGUCGCGCCGGCCCAGGACGCCUCAAGCUACAACAUCUACUAUUACGGCGGAUACGACGGUCUGCGCCAGAGGGAACCUUUCAACGACGACGUGUGGGUUUUGUCUUUGCCGUCCUUUACAUGGGUAAAGUUGACGUCCAGUGACGCUGAAGGACGUGCUGGACACAAGUGCGUCAUGCCGUACCCGAAUCAAAUGCUGGUCAUCGGAGGUUAUCCCGCCGAACCAGCAUCGAUUCCCACGUGUCUCACAGAGACAAUUCGAGUAUUUGAUCUUUCCACGGGAGCUUGGAGAGACCGGUAUGAUCCCGCUGUGUGGAGCAAUUAUACCGUUCCUAGCCAGGUUGUCGAGAAAAUAGGCGGUUCUGGCACAGGAGGUGCCACAGCGACGACGCCGAGCCCCUCCGGAUGGGUUUCAGAUGAACUCGCCAGCGUGUUUGCGACUCAAUACCCGGCAAGCAAAAUCACAACGUACUAUCCGUACGCAUCCGUCGGCCCGUCGAACACUACGAACCCGAAUGUUACUCCGACCCCUGUACCAGAUGGCGGCGACGGCGGCGUACCUUCGUAUCUCCCGCCCGUGCUAGGAACGGUUCUGGGUCUAGUGUUUCUCACUAUGGUUGCCGUGCUGGUCUUGCUCUGGAGACGGCGAAGGCUCUUGCGCGGCGCUCCAAGCGAAGCCGGCACGGAAGACACCAGGGGGAACCGCAUCGCCUCGUGGCUGCGUGGGCAGCCCACGCAACCCAGCGAAGCCAAGACACCCACCGUCGUCUCGACAGAAUACUCGCCCUCGAGCAGUCCCGAUGUAGAGCGUGUCGCUGUUCCCCCACAGUCAAUCGUCGAGAUGAUGAAUACCGAGGUUUCAUUGCCUGUUGAGUUGCCCGACAAUUCUCCUCGAGCAGAGCUUUACGGCACCGGCUUGACGGGCAACCGCUCGCAGCUGGGCGGCUCGCUCAACAACGGCUCCUUCUACAUCACUGGCACGCAGCAGGCUGACCACGCCAGCCUGGGGUCCAGCCCGACGCCGCACCCUCCGCCGCCACCAGCACCACCAACUGAAUCACCCGUAUACUACCGCCCAGACUCGGAGGCUCUAGGCAACGCGCCGAUGACGUCGGCGAUGACGUCCCCCACCACAACAACCACGGCCAGCCCAAGCACGGUUCGCGGCAACAUCCUCUCGGGAGUGUCGAACCUCAGUGAGCGCGACCGUGCGCACCUCCGUCAGAUCAGCGACGCCACCGUCAGCUCGGUGACGUCGGCGCCUGGCGGCGACGGCCGCCUUUUUGCCGGUGGAACCGUCGCAGCACUGGAAGGGUUUGUUGAGAGCCCGGCUCCGGUGUCACCACCUAUCGGGGCCGCUGGAGGGGGCGAUUAUCUCACUGCGCGGCUUGGGCAUGGGCCGGCGUCUGUGUCGACGUCCGCGUCGAACGAGAGUUCCCAAAGGAGGAGUGUAUUUACGGAGAGACGGGAAGAUAUGAAUGAAGGGAAGAGUGGCUGA
Messenger RNA from Canariomyces notabilis, 2493 nucleotides. RefSeq lists its product as uncharacterized. Bases 1 to 2493 code for a protein of 830 amino acids. The record is from RefSeq and is a predicted model, not a curated record. Lineage: Eukaryota; Fungi; Ascomycota; Sordariomycetes; Sordariales; Chaetomiaceae. Gene Ontology annotation, molecular function: protein binding. The transcript is spliced from 5 exons.